UAAAAUGGACUCUCCUUCUCUCUCUAAUAGCCUUCAGCCGGAUAAUAAAGCAGUACCAUAGAUUUCUUUCACUUCCCGCUGUCUCGCCCCUGUUCUUAACUAUAAGUCAUUUGUAAAUUGGAUGUUUGUAACUUGAGGACUGCCUUUAUCCUGUUGUUCCAAAUGAUUUCUUUUCAAACAAUAGUGUAUUCAACAUAACAACUUCCUGGACUCCCCUAAUACAAUAUGUUUUAUCUCUCUGGCUCUGUAAUAUGAGCAUCAUGAGCUCAUUCCUUGAGAAAUUCCUUGAGAAAGUCUUUCGCUUUCUUCCCCUGACGACCUUCGCCCAAAGAAACUUGAUCUCAGAAGGCACCUCUAAGCUGGAACUGGUAAAUGGAAAAAGGGACACCCAUGUCAAAUUCCCUUCAGAAACCAGAAGGGAGGAGAAGGAGGGUUGGAAGGGUGUUAAGUACUUUCUCACAGAUAUUGCUGAUAGUAGGAAAUAAAAAGAUUUGUUCAUGGAAAAGGGAUAUUGUUGACAUAGAAUAUACAGAAGUAAACUCCAAAGCUUGGAUUGCUCCACCUUGUCUUCAGGACUUUGGUAAUUGUUAAUCUCUGAGAUUUUGGACUCUCUCAGCUGCUGCUGUGGGUUAAUAAUUUGCUUUCUCUCUGAUGUGUAAUUUGGGGAUAGGAUGCAAAUCAAGGCUGUCCACAUGGUCUUCCAAAUCUAAACUCAAAGGAUUUUGUUUCCUUUCUCUGUAUCUGUCUUCUCGGAUUGCCUGCCCAUCAAUGCACACCCAACCCUCAUCAUGAAUUUGCAGGCAGCUUCAACAUACUGUUGGGUGCUUUUCUUUUCCUUUUCCACUUCAGCCAAAGAAAACUUGGAAACACCUUCUUUCCAACCAGGAAUUCUAUAUCAGUACAGAUAUACCCUGGACAGCCAGUUAAUUGCCUUGGCGAAGCCAUCUUUACAAGGAAGCAAGCUGCGAGCUGAAGCUUUGGUUGAUGUGAAGCUCUUGUGGAAGCAUCCAAAUGAUGGAGGCCAACUGCUUCUCCAAGUCCAAAUCCACAACUUACAAGUCCAUCAUGAUCUGGGAGAGAAGAAGAGUCAGAACCUUACUAAAUCCCAAUCUGUUAAAGCUUCAUUGACUAAAGCAGAAAUCCAGCAGCCAGUUUUCCUUCACUGGAAUAAUGGAAAGGUUGCAGGUAUCUAUGUAGACAAGGCUGGGAGUCCCCUAAUUUUGGAAAUGAAGCGUGGCCUUAUCAGCCUCUUCCAGAUGCAGAUACAUUCUGGGACAGUGUCUGAGGAGGAUAUUUCCGGAAGCUGUCAAGUUACCUACACAAUUUCUGAGAAAACUGUUCUGAAGACAAAAGACCUGCAAAAUUGCAUAAGACCAAAGUUUGGAUUCAGCUCUAUCAACAAAAUUUUUGGAAUCCUGUGGCAACCCACAAGUAAAACUCACUACACUGUAGAAGGAAACCUCAUUAAGUCUGCAUUGUCUAAGGAAAGUCACACCAUCUCUCUCACCCUGAAGUCUUCUGUUGGAGUCAACAUCACCUCUAGACAACAUCUUGAGCUUGUGACUCAAUUGCCUGGAUCUAAGGAAUUACCAGGGAAGGGUCUUCAGGAGGCUCUCGCAGCAGUGCUGGAAAAGCCUCAACUGAUCCAAAUAACUAGUGAACCCUCAAAGAGGAUCUGUGCCACAUGCCCAAAGCUCAGAACCUAUUUGAAGAAACAUGCCAGAAAGAAGCUCAACAUGGAUUUCUCCAAGGCAUCAACGACUUGGCGUUUUGGCAAAGUGGUCCGGAUGCUGCGUGAUGCCAAAAAGAGGGAUAUUCUGAUACUCUUGAAAGAAGCACCAGAGGAGAUGGUAUCCUUCUAUGUUGAGGCUGCUGUAGCUGCCCAGUCAACAGCUUCCUUGACAGCACUAACUGAAUUCCUGGAUUUUAGAAACAAAAAGCAAGCACCUUUGCUGGAGAAGUUUUUGUAUGCUGCUGCCUUCUCCCCUCGGCCUUCGAAAGAGCUUUUACAAUUGGUGCUAUCUAAGCUCAAUGAGAAGAAUCUAGACCCAGGUAUCCGGGAAACAGGAAUGAUUGUUACUGGCAGUCUCAUUGGCAAGUUGUGUCAAAUGAAACUGUGUGGCUUGCAGGAAGUAAGGCUUCAAAUAGAAACACUGGUGCAAAACCUCAAAAGCACCAAAAAAGUCUCUGAGAAGGUGAUUAAUCUGUUGUCCCUGAAGAGCGCUUUGAUACCGUCAUCCAUCCCUACCUUCCUGUAUUAUGCAGAAGAGGGCUUUGCAGAUGUUUCAGCCACAGCACUAUCCGCACUACAGAGGUAUUCCCCACAGUAUAUCUCAAACACGGUUAAAAUGGCAAUGAAGCGCAUUUUCCAUCAAGUACAGAAGCCUUAUUCCAAAAUUUCAAGGCUCGCUGCUGCAGAAAUCCUGUUGGACAAUGAUCCCACACCAAUGGACUUCAUCAAUAUCCUGCUGGCUACCCGAGAAAUUGAACCAGAAAUGUCAAGAUUUCUACUGUCAAAAAUUCAAGGCAUUGUACACUCCCAUAAUCAUCCAAACAGACAGGUUAUCAAAGAUGUGCUGAAAGAUCCACAGAUAAAUAAUUACUAUUUCUUCUCAACUGAUGUUGGCAGCUCCAUCUCUUUCUUGAGAACACUGGCAGUUACUAAUGACUCACUCUCUACUUUUGGUCUGGAAUUGCUGUUCUCUGGCACGGGUCUCCUAAGAAAGAGCACCACCAGUUUCAAUAUCCUUAGUCACAGCCACCAGCUCCAAGCAGCCCAGGUAGUCCUUGAAGCAAAAGGUUUUGAAGGCAUACUGGGAGGAGGUGACGUAGCUGAUGAGGAGGACGAUUUCAUGGCAGGGAUGUCUGCUGUCUUGCUUGAUGUUCAGUUGCGACCCAUUGUGUUUUUUCAAGGAUAUGCAGACCUUAUGUCAAAGUUCCUUAUGAGCACCGGGGAACCCACAAGUGUGGUCAAAGGAAAUGUGUUACUGAUGGAUCAUCAACAGGCAAUCCCACUUCAAUCUGGUUUGCAAAGUGUGGUUACUCUUCAAGGAGGACUUGGAUUAGAUGUUUCAUCUGAUAUCAAUAUGAAUAUGUGGGAGCAAGAACUGAAAACAGGCAUUAAAACAAGGGGUGCCCUGACCAUUGAUUUCCAAGCAGAAUUGGAUGCCCCAUUCUUUCAAGCCAGUAUCAAAAGCCAAACAGAGGCAGAAAUGGCCACCAAUUUUAAUACUGCUUCAAAACUUUCCGACAACCCAGUGCUCAUGUGUCUGCAACUAACAGAGGAACAAGUCUCUUACAGAGAAAUCUUCACAGUCUCUGAAUCUUCUGUAAACCACAGUACGACCGUCCGCAAAGGAAGGAAGAACACCAUCCCAGGACGCGAAGUCCCCUUGCAUCAAGCCAACUCAGAAAUGUGCAAAAUCUUGCUUUCAGGGUCAAGGGAACAAUAAAAGCUGCAAUCAUGUGCCACCAGUUUGGACUUGCAUUUCCUCUUUUCUCACCGACUGUCCUCGACCAAAGUUUAAAGUGAAUGGGCCAUUCUUAUUCUCCUUGUUUUUUAUGAAGACAUUAGCCAGAAUCCUGUGCAGGGGCUUACAUCUUCAUAAGUGUAUUUAGAUAUGCAUGAAUUAGAAUUGUACAGUUGUAUAACAUGUUCAGGAGAAGGCUGCUCUUACAUAUAUCUUAAUAUAUACAUUUAGUUGAACAUGGAAAGUCCACUACAUAAGGGAAAAAAACCCUAUCUUGACAUCUCCAGUAUUGAAACAUUAUGGCAGAAUUUUGGCAGCUCAUUAGGCAUUACCUAUCAUCAAUAUAUUAGCUUACACAAGUUUCCUUUUAAAUUACUGCACAACAUAAAAUGUAUAUAUUUGAACCACCAUACAAAACAGCAGGCCUUAUAACACAAUUGGCCCCUUUACUUAAAUUUUAUUUGAGGAUUCUUUGCCUAUCAGUCUGCCAUUGCACAAAAGUCAUUCCAUUUCUUAUAACGGUGCUCAUUUGAAAGAAAAAUAAAAAGGCUUAGCAAAACAUUCAA
This is a messenger RNA of Anolis carolinensis (green anole), 4036 nucleotides long. RefSeq names its product microsomal triglyceride transfer protein large subunit. Gene Ontology annotation, cellular component: endoplasmic reticulum; basolateral plasma membrane; Golgi apparatus. Gene Ontology annotation, molecular function: lipid binding. The coding region runs from base 789 to 3452 and encodes 887 amino acids. Lineage: Eukaryota; Metazoa; Chordata; Lepidosauria; Squamata; Anolidae. Gene Ontology annotation, biological process: lipid transport; lipoprotein metabolic process. The record is from RefSeq and is a predicted model, not a curated record. The transcript has 18 exons.